CCUCAGAAAACCAGGGCCUGGGGGGGCCAUGUCCCUCAUCCCAUGGCUCCGGUGGAACGAGGCUCCGCCACGGCUGUUGUCUCGGAGUCCGGCUCAGAUGGUGCCGGAGACGCUCAUGGUGGAGCUGGAGGGGCAGAUGCGAGAGGCUGAGAGGCAGCAGUGGGAGCGCAGCAAUGCCGUCAGGAAGAUCUGCACCGGAGUGGACUAUAGCUGGCUGGCCAGCGCACCCCGGCCCACCUACGACCUCAGCCCCGGCGAGAGGCUGCAACUAGAGGACGUCUGCGCCAAGAUCCACCCAUCCUACUGUGGGCCCGCCAUCCUCAGGUUCCGGCAGCUGAUGGCAGAGCAGGAGCCCGAGGUGCAGGAGGUGUCCCGGCUCUUCCGCUCGGUGCUGCAGGAAGUCCUGGAGAGGAUGAAGCAGGAGGAGGAGGCGCACAAGCUGACCCGUCAGUGGAGCCUGCGGCCCCGCAGCAGCCUGGCCACCUUCAGGAGCCGCGCGCGCAUCACCCCCUUCGCCAGCGACAUCCGCACCAUCUCCCAGGACGUGGAGCGGGACGCGCCGCCGCUGCACCGGACCUGGAGCAUGCCCGAGUUCCGGGCACAAAAAGAGGACUGACCCCGCCUCUCCUGCCCGGGAGCAGAGCCACCUCUGGGGGGGUGGUGGCGGGUAGGGCAUGAUAAGCCGGGGUCAUCCCGG
Delphinapterus leucas (beluga whale) is the source of this 697-nucleotide messenger RNA. RefSeq names its product RD3 regulator of GUCY2D (gene RD3). Lineage: Eukaryota; Metazoa; Chordata; Mammalia; Artiodactyla; Monodontidae. The record is from RefSeq and is a predicted model, not a curated record. Gene Ontology annotation, biological process: retina development in camera-type eye.